This is a messenger RNA of Panthera uncia (snow leopard), 3507 nucleotides long. RefSeq names its product embryonal Fyn-associated substrate (gene EFS). Gene Ontology annotation, molecular function: protein binding. Bases 1623 to 3308 code for a protein of 561 amino acids. The record is from RefSeq and is a predicted model, not a curated record. Gene Ontology annotation, biological process: cell migration; cell surface receptor protein tyrosine kinase signaling pathway. NCBI's taxonomy places the organism in Eukaryota, Metazoa, Chordata, Mammalia, Carnivora, Felidae. Gene Ontology annotation, cellular component: plasma membrane; focal adhesion; cytoplasm. The transcript has 6 exons.
ACGGCCCGUCACCCCUGCCACCCCUGCGGUGGUAACGCCGAGAGAGAAGAGACGCUCCGCUGUGGACCCCAGAAAAGAGAAGGAGCGCGCUCCCUCCCAAGGGAAAGACAGAUGUGGGGCUCACGAAAGGGAGGCAGACAGCGGCGCGGGGCUGGCCGGGCAGAGCGGGGGCGUGGCGGGAUGAGGGAAGCUCCCGGGAGAAAGCAGACCACACCACCGGGAGGUCCUCCGCGACGGAGAGAGGAAGAGGCGCCGCGUACAGGGCCCGGGAGGGGGCGUGCAGUUUGGCCCGAGGGUCCCGAGCUGAAACUCAACACCCGCCUUUGGAGGGAUCGUCCUCCUUUCUCCUCCGCCCCUUCCCUUCCCCUCCCUUUUCCCCUCCCUCCUUUCUUUUAAUCCCCAGGACUGAGUCCCGCGCCGGAGCUGAGAGGGCCCGAGGGGAGGAGGAAGAAACUGCCCUGAGAGGGAGCCAGGAGCCCGGGAAGGGGAGGGAAGGGGAACCGCGCGUGGGGGCUGAGCUCGAAGGCCACGCGCGACCCCCCGGAGCCUUCGCAGCCCCUUCAGUGUUCCCCCUACCCACUCCAGGCGAGUCCACAGGACCCUGGCCCCUGCUCCUCCUUCGCCUUCUCUGUGCUGCUUCCUUUGCUUUGUGGCUUUCCUCUCCGUCCCCAGAGACACCUGGGAGCUGCCCAGAGCUCCGCGGCGCGCCGAGGGGCCCUGCCGGGGGUGCGCGUGAGCGGGCUGAGGUGUGGCGGCGCGCGGGUGGGCCCCGAGACGGCGCGAGGAAGGCCGUCCCGCCCCUUCGGGCCGAGCCCGCGUGCGGGGAGCGAGGUUCCGUCGCGGCGCCCCCCCAGCCCCUGGCGUCCUGAGGGAGAGUGUGCGUGAGUGUGAAGCCGCCUCGCCGCGGGGGGUGAGAGUGUCUGGGCCGAACGCAAACACUCGGUCAACGCAGCCCAACGGCCACGCUCUCGGAGGCCUUCGGCGCCAGCCUGGCCUUCUUUCGCCAACUUGGGCGAGUUUGAAGAGGGGCGAACGUCUCAGCGCUCGCUCGCCCCACCCCCUCGCAGCCGGGCCGCCGCAGGGUCCCGGGCCGCCCCGACCACAGCCCUGGGAGCACCGCUCUCCGCCGCGGCCCCCGGGUGGCGAGGGUUGGCCUCUGAACUCGCUCGUCCAGCCCAACCGCUUCUGCGGCUUCUCCCAGCCCUCGGGGCCGUCCUGAGCGGCCUGGCGAGUCGUCGAGCGCGGCCCCAGCUCCCGCCUCCUCGCCUGCCCCAGCUCUGGGUGGGAGCUUUCGGCCCAUGCAGACCCGGGGUCCCUCCGCGGCCUAGGGCAGGCAGCUCCGGGGGCCUGGCCAACCCCGUGGCCCCCGGGACAGCACGGAGCGCGCGCCCUUGGAUGAGGUCCCGCAGCGACGCCCCGGCCCGCCCCGCUCCUCCUCCUGCCCGGCCAAGCUGCCUCCCAUUUGGGGAGUUUUGUGGGCUUUCUUUCUCCUCCUCCAACCUCCGCAGAGGCCACGACUCAGGCGCCGCAGCCGGGGGCCGCCUCCAUGGUGCGGGUCGGCCGCUGCUGAACUCAGCGAAACCGAGCCUGGCCUGGAGAAGGCCACACAGGAGGCCAAGGCCAUGGCCAUAGCCACGUCGGCCCAGUUGGCUCGGGCACUCUACGACAACACCGCUGAGUCCCCCCAGGAGCUGUCCUUCCGCCGAGGGGAUGUUCUACGGGUACUGCAGAGGGAGGGCGCUGGUGGGCUGGACGGCUGGUGCCUCUGUUCCCUGCAUGGCCAGCAGGGCAUUGUGCCCGCCAACAGAGUGAAGCUCCUUCCUGCUGGCCCGGCACCCCAGCCCCGCCUCACCCAGGUGCUCCCAGCCCAGCAUGGCUCACCACAUCCAGCCCCAGAGCACAGCAAUGAGGACCAGGAGGUAUAUGUUGUGCCACCCCCAGCUCGGCCCUGUCCUACCUUAGGACCUUCACCUGGACCCUGCCUGCCCUCCCCUGAUCCCAUCUACAAGGUCCCCAGAGGGAGUGGGACCCAAUCAGCUGCCCCUGGAGAUGCCUUGGAGGUCUAUGACGUGCCCCCCACUGCCCUCCGAGUUCCCUCCAGUGGCCCCUACGACUCCCCUGCCUCCUUUACCCGCCCUCUAGCCCGGGUUGCCUCACAGGCUCCUGAAGAGGAUGAAGCUCCCUAUGAUGUGCCUUUGGCCCCAAAGUCACCGUCAGAACUGGAGCCAGAUCUGGAGUGGGAGGGAGGCCGGGAACCAGAGCCUCCCCUCUACGCUGCCCCCUCCAACCUGAAACGGGCAUCAGCCCUGCUCAAUCUGUAUGAAGCACCAGAGGAACUGCUAGCAGAUGGGGAAGGUGGAGGCACUGAUGAGGGCAUCUACGAUGUGCCCCUGCUCGGGCCGGAGGCACCCCCUUCUCCAGAGCCCCCAGGAGCCUCUGCCUCCAAUGACCUGGACACCUUGGCCCUGCUUCUGGCCAGAAGCCCCCCACUUCCACACAGGCCCCGUUUGCCCUCAGCUGAGAGCCUGUCCCGCCGCCCUCUGCCUGCCCUGCCUAUUCCUGAGGCCCCCAACCCUUCCCCAGCUCCCUCUCCUGCUCCAGGCCGAAAGGGCAGCAUCCAGGACCGGCCUCUGCCCCCACCCCCACCUCGCCUGCCUGGCUACAGGGGCCCCAAGGUUGAGGGGGAUCCAGAAGGUGGGGAGGUAGAGGAUGAUCCAGCAGGACACCACAAUGAGUAUGAGGGCAUCCCGAUGGCCGAGGAAUAUGACUAUGUACACCUGAAGGGCAUGGAUAAAGCUCAGGGAUCUAGGCCCCUGGAUAAAGCCUUCCCAGGGGAUCCUGAACUGCUGGAGAGGGGGCCACUGGAGCAGCAGGAGGCCCUGUCUGCAGGGGAGCCGCUGGAUCUGCCCACCGGAGAUCUACAGCUCUUGCAUUUCUACGCCGGGCAGUGCCAGAGCCACUACUCAGCACUGCAGGCAGCCGUGGCGGCCCUGAUGUCCAGCACCCAGGCCAACCAGCCCCCACCCCUCUUCGUGCCCCAUGGCAAGCGGGUGGUGGUGGCCGCUCACCGCCUGGUGUUUGUUGGGGACACCCUGGGCCGGCUGGCAGCCUCCGCCUCUCUGCGAGCACAGGUCGGGGCUGCAGGUACAGCGCUGGGCCAGGCAUUGCGAGCCACUGUGCUGGCUGUCAAGGGGGCCGCCCUGGGCUACCCGUCCCGCCUUGCGGCCCAAGAGAUGACACAGCGUGUGGCAGAGCUGGCAGGGCAGGCCCUGCAGUUCACCACUCUGCUCUCCGGCCUGGCCCCCUGAGGGUCCUGCUCUGUCCCUCUCCUGCCUGCCAGAGCCCCCUUUUGGGCCUUAGGUGGCAGGAGGGCUCUGUUUUUAGGGACCAGGAGAGGUGGGGACAUCUCUCCCCUUCCAGUCAUCUCAGCCUCUCACAGAGAUGUCCCUCCCCCCUCCCCCCACAGCUUUUUGUACGAGCCAUUUUGUAUAAAUUAUUUAUAUUUAA